Molecule: messenger RNA, 1407 nt
Organism: Bombus pyrosoma
Lineage: Eukaryota; Metazoa; Arthropoda; Insecta; Hymenoptera; Apidae
Exons: 3
Coding region: 943-1290 (115 amino acids)
Source: RefSeq, a predicted model, not a curated record
CGUGGCAAUUAACGUGUCUGAGAAGUCGAUUUAAAACGCUUAACUUGCUAAAUGCGUGAAUCAUCGACAAUUCACUAUAUUUACCGGAAGAAAAAUUUCCUGAAACGAAGAGACGGCAAGCAGGAUGUCACUCUGAUGAAUUUGAUGUCUACACCGAUACUUCUCUAAUAACGACGAUAAUUCGUUACCUUACGAUUACAGAAACAAAUAUGAUAAUGUUCAUACCGUGUGUAACGCAUAGAACACGUCUUCCCAAAGAACACGUCUCUAUGCAUUUACGGAGCAUUUUAAAUGCGCAGGAUUUGCAUAACGCACAAAAAUGUACAAAAAUAUCCAAGAUAAAACAGUCGUCACGGUAUUUAAAGAACGGAAUAAAUCUCUAUCGAAGUACCUUUAUUUUCUUCGCUAAUGGAAAGCUAUGGAACCGAUGCUGUAAAAUAACAAUUCCAAAUUAUCAGAAGCCUCCAUAUCUCCGUACGGAUACAGAUUCGUGUUUAACCAGUGAUCGGUAAGGAUCGAUGCAACUUGAUUUCGGUCUGAGUUAGUGAUCGAUCAUUUCGUCGCAGCAGAAUCGAUCGUUCGUCCCUUCGCCAUUUUAGAUUCUUCGGGGAUCGACGCAUCCAGAUUCGACGAGUUCUCUGGAUGUAUCGUCGAUUCAGCAAAAAUAAAAUCUUGCACGGGCGAUGGAAAAGGAAAGAAACGGAUACGGAAAAGAACUUAAAAGAGAAGGAAAAAUAGAGAAAAGAAAAGAAAAAGACAAGGAAGAGGAAAAAGAAGGAACGAAACUUAUUGGCGUUGUGAGUCACUGGGUUGUAGUCGUGGAAGACGAUGCUAAAAGCUGACGCAUUUUCGCCGAUGCUAUUCGACGAUGCAACGCGACAAGUUGCAUUCUUAUCGUAGAAAUUCGCCAUUGUAGGCCAGCGUAGAUCUUCUCAACUGGAUAUGUUGGCCUUUGCGGAUCAUCCAUCGCGAUGCAUUUCAAUCGAAAUGGAAUCAUUUAUUAUUGGUCUGGACGAAAUGUCACGAUCAGGAAGGACGGAGAUGACGAUGAUAAUGAAGAGACGUUUAAAUGAAGAGAAGCAAAGAAGAAUAGGAAGUCGAAGAGAGGUUACGAUCGAAGGUUCUAUGGUCCUGAGGAACACAGGGGAAAACAUAAGUCAUAUUUUCUAUUACUUCGGCGAUCUUCACCCUCGAUGGUCGUUGUGGGUCCUAGUGACACCAACUAUCUUGAAGAGAAAUAUCUUCAAGAUUAUUUUAUUCCUGUGCAUUUAUCGCGCAGGAACCGAGUGAAAUUAUUAUAUUUCUUUGUACCUAAAUUUACGUACAUAAUUGAAAUGAAAGAUUUUUGUAUCUGUAUGUACGAAUAAAUUGAUUUUUUCGUAUAAUUUCAUCGUCGUUCAAAAACUG